This is a messenger RNA of Aspergillus pseudonomiae, 2061 nucleotides long. Its product is annotated as acyl-CoA dehydrogenase/oxidase C-terminal. Gene Ontology annotation, cellular component: peroxisome. Bases 1 to 2061 code for a protein of 686 amino acids. NCBI's taxonomy places the organism in Eukaryota, Fungi, Ascomycota, Eurotiomycetes, Eurotiales, Aspergillaceae. The record is from RefSeq and is a predicted model, not a curated record. Gene Ontology annotation, molecular function: fatty acid binding; acyl-CoA oxidase activity; FAD binding. The transcript has 2 exons. Gene Ontology annotation, biological process: fatty acid beta-oxidation using acyl-CoA oxidase; lipid homeostasis.
AUGGAUCUGAUGCAGCAGGCCAGAGCUUCAUCGACUUUCAAUCCCAUGAAGCUGACGGUCGUCAUAUACGACAACGAAGCAGCGGUUAGUUCUCGGCGAGCAGCAUUCCAUCGUGUAGAGUACGCACUGGGCCUGCACGACAACAUGAAGUUACCACAUAUAUACUCGGGCCUCGACCGCGAAGGACUGUACCUAGAAGGCGUGCGUCGGGCUCGCGUCAUCACGCAUGACAUGAUAACCCACGGCCAUAAUCAUUUCCAGUGGUUGAAUGAACGUUAUCAAAUCUGUAAUUCGUCUCCGUUCGGGAUGAACUUUCUCAUGUUUCGCCGGACUAUCGAACUGCAGGGGACCGCAGACCAGCGGCGGUACUGGCUGCAGGAGAUCGACCAGAUGAGAAUCAACGGUGCAUAUGCUCAAACCGAAUUGGGCCAUGGAACCUUUGUCCGAGGAAUCGAGACAACUGCCACCUUCGAUGUCGGUACAGACACAUUCACAAUUCAUUCCCCCACUCCUACAUCUGUCAAAUACUGGCCUGGCGGACUGGGCUUUAGCUGUUCUCAUGCCAUAGUUGCGGCGAGGUUAAUCACACGCGGAAAGGACCACGGCGUGCAUAUGUUCAUAGUCCAGAUCCGCUCGCUGGAAGAUUUUGCACCCGUGUGUGGUGUGGAGCUUGGAGAUCUGGGCAUGAAGAUGGCCUACAACGGGACGUGUAAUGGAUACGCACGGUUCAAUUACUUACGCGUACCCAGGAGCAGCCUACUCGCUGCCCAUGCUCAGGUCUCACGCGACGGCACGUAUGGCCAGGCGCAGACUAAGGUGGGCACCCUACCAGUAUCGAAAAGGGUAUACUCAACGAUGUUGGACACGCGGCGAAAUAUUGUGCGAUGUGUCGCCUUCGGAUUAGCGCAGGCUGUGACAAUUACCACGCGGUAUUCGAUUGUGCGAGAGCAGGGUCGAUUGAUGUUCUCUGAUGCGACAGAUGAAGAAGCAGCCAUCAUAAUGUUCAAGUCUCAGCACUACCGGCUGUUGACCCUCAUCGCACAAUCCUAUGCUAUCCUGUUUGCCGCAAAGGACUUCGACGUCAGGUACGAUCAGCUCGUCUGCGAACAAGAAAAGGAUGAUCACGCACGGUUGCCAUUCAUGCACGCCCUCAGCACGGGGUUAAAAGCGUGGGCCACUACUAUUGCAAGCGCCGGUGCCACAGAAGCAAGGAAGAUGUGCGGCGGCCAUGGGUUCGUUGCCCUGUCCGGCCUCCCGGAGAUCGAGGGAACGGUUUCUGCCACCGUCACGUUCGAGGGCGAGAACUAUGUGAUGUGGCAGCAGUUGGUCGUAUAUCUGUUCAAACAGGUCAAGGCAUUGUGCAGCGGCCAGGACGUCGAUAUCGAAGUGAAGGACUACAUGGGCGGCGUCCGCACAUACCUCGAUGAAGAAACUUUCCCGUCUCGUAUCCAGGGUUGCGGUAAAGAAAAGCUUUUCGAUGGCUCCACAUUGCUGUUGAUCUACAAGGAACGGUCGCAGCGACUACUAGCCACUGCGUACUCUUCUUAUAGAGAGAUGUGUAACCGCUGUUCUGCAGCAGAGGCGUGGAACACCUGCAUGAUGACGAGUCUAGCAGCCGGCCAGGCCUUUGUGGAAUAUAUUGUCAUAGAAUCAUUCCUGAGGCGGAUAUCAUCCUUAGAUACAGAGGAUGCUCCUAUAUCGGAGGCCUUAUCGCAUCUCUUCUGCUUGUUUGCUCUGACAACGAUCACAAGUCCUAGUCCGUCCUUUGCAGCGGGUUCUUUCCUUGAGCAUGGACUGCUCACUUCUGAUGAGCUCAACAAAAUUCGCGUCCGGGUCAAUGAGCUUUUAGCGCAUCUCCUCCCUAACAUUGCUGCUCUGACGGAUGCUUGGGACUUCACCGAUAGCAGCCUCUGUAGCGCGCUGGGUUGCAAGGACGGAAAUGUCUAUGAGCGGUUACUGAGCUGGACGCGGCAGCUGCCGGCAAACAGCGGGCGAGCCGUGGAGAAAGCAUGGGAAGCAUCGGAGGGGAUUGAGGAAUUUUUCAAGGCAAGUCGAUUGUAA